This is a messenger RNA of Magnolia sinica, 1222 nucleotides long. RefSeq names its product cytochrome b5-like. The record is from RefSeq and is a predicted model, not a curated record. Bases 470 to 826 code for a protein of 118 amino acids. Gene Ontology annotation, cellular component: membrane; intracellular membrane-bounded organelle. The transcript has 3 exons. NCBI's taxonomy places the organism in Eukaryota, Viridiplantae, Streptophyta, Magnoliopsida, Magnoliales, Magnoliaceae. Gene Ontology annotation, molecular function: heme binding.
AUUGAUUGGAUUGUGCUGCUUCUUGUGCUUACUACAAAUUGCUUUCAACAUACAGAUGUUGCCUGCUUUCAUUUCAAACUACAUGAAAUCUAAUAGAAACUGUUAUCUCCAAUAACAAAGGAGCCUUAAUGACAUAUCUAACCACAAUCAAAGUUAAAAUUGAAGUGUUAUAUGCUGGCUGAAGCAAUUUAAUUCCAAUGUGGCUGCGAUAAACAUUUCGUGCACAGUAAGAAUGUUGAAAUCUCAAAAGAAAUACCUGUCCGAAACUCCUACAACCGUCUCAUGAUAUGAUUUGUAAUAAGCUAUGCACUUGGCAAAAGAAACACAUCAAGUAAGAACAAAUAGGACCGGCGUGAGGAAGGGCUUGAUAAAUCUACUUGAAGAUUGCUUAUGACCUGACUAAAAGCUUAGAAACAAAUUUCAAUCUGAACUGCUUGGUGGGGAGUUGCAGCUGAUCUUCCUCUGAAACAUGUACCUUGAGUUCAUAGUGGAUGAGGAGGCCAUCUAUGUAUAUGAUGUAACCAAGUUCUUGGAGGACCAUCCUGGGGGAGAUGAGGUUUUGUUGUCGGCAACUGGGAAAGAUGCAACCGAUGACUUUGAGGAUGUCGGGCACAGUACCAGUGCAAGAGCAAUGAUGGAUGAAUUCUACGUUGGGGAGAUAGAUGCAUCAACCAUCCCCAACAAGCCUAAAUAUACUCCUCCCAAGCAGCCUCACUACAACCAGGACAAAACCUCCGAGUUCAUCAUCAAGCUUCUCCAGUUCCUCGUUCCCCUACUGAUCUUGGGUUUGGCAAUUGCCGUCCGUUUCUACACCAAAUCAACCUAAAGAAGUCAAGGAAUGCAUCUCUGAUUAAACAUUCACAAUUCUGUGAGAAUGUUUCUUCAUCAGUCUCUUGUUCGUCUUUGUAUUGCAACUCAGGGUAGGUGGUUUAGUCUGGUGGCAGUUUGUCUUUUCUUCUUAUUCUUAUUUUUUUUUUUCUUUUCAGUAGCACGUGCAUAAUUUUAUUGCAAAUUUGCUUUUGUUUUCUGAUGCUGAUAUGGCCAUUUUGGAAUUGUUCUUUCUUCCUACUUUGUUUCUGGCUUAUUCAGCCUUUUGAAAAUACACUUCCAUGUUUGUCAGCGUUUCCUUGGAUUUGUGGUCACGCAACACUUGUUGAUUAUCUUGAAUCCACUAAUUUAAUGUUACAUGAUAAGCUUGGUAGAGCCUGAGGUUCCACAAGAA